This is a messenger RNA of Melanaphis sacchari, 2742 nucleotides long. Its product is annotated as WD repeat-containing protein 75. The record is from RefSeq and is a predicted model, not a curated record. Gene Ontology annotation, biological process: positive regulation of transcription by RNA polymerase I; positive regulation of rRNA processing. Bases 233 to 2536 code for a protein of 767 amino acids. The transcript has 16 exons. Lineage: Eukaryota; Metazoa; Arthropoda; Insecta; Hemiptera; Aphididae. Gene Ontology annotation, molecular function: protein binding; RNA binding. Gene Ontology annotation, cellular component: nucleolus.
UGAAAUAGUGUACCUACCUAUACUCUAUAGAGUAUAGAUUAUAGUUGAUAAUUUUUUUAUAAACAAUUUUUACUCACGGGUUAGUAGUAGUUACUACUUAGUAAUUAGUACUUACCUAUUCAAUAUUAUUAUUCUGAGUUCUAUGAAAUGUUUUCUGUUAGUGCAUAACUGUUGACUGUUCGUAGUUUAGAUUUCUAUUUUAGAUAGAAAGUGAAAACAAUCAUAAUUCGCAAUGGAAGACAAUAUAGUCGUGAAAAAAGUCGAAGGCGGGAGUAUCAUAAGUCAUCCUCCACUGUUUUCUGAAAAUGGAAGAUUCAUCUAUGUGGGCUGUGGUGCAGAUAUCAAUUGUUUUAGUGUGAGCUCUGGAAAAUUAGUUGCCAGCUAUACUGCCAAUCAAAAUUUUGGUAGAAUUGUUAACUUAUGUUUUCAUCCUUCUGAUGAUAAACUAUUGAUUGCUAUUCACUUGAAUGCUGUUAUUGUUUUUUGGAAUUUGAUUGGAACUCAUGCUGCCACAAUUUUUAAACAACAAGAAUUAGAUCUAAAAAAAUAUCAUAUAGUAAAUGCAAAAUGUUUGUCAAGAACUUAUUGCUCUUAUGAUGUGGAUUGUAUUAUUGUAUCAUAUAAAUUACAAGAAACUAAUAACAACAAUAUCAAUAUUGGUUUAUUUUCAUUGGAAGAAGGAACACUACUAUACAAGUUUGAUGAAAAUUCGGAAAAUUUACCACAUAUUUGGUCAAUAGGAGGUUUUGAAGAUGUACCUUAUUUUGCCUUUGCUAAUAAAAAUAUAAUAUAUAUUUAUAAUUUAUUGAAUUAUAAAAAAAAUAAAAUUAAAUUAGGGUCAGAUAGAACAGUAACUGUUGUACAAUGCCAUCCUAAUUCCAAUACUCUAGCAAUUGGAGAUAACACAGGAAGAAUUGUUUUGUAUUAUAAUGUAAUGCAUAAAAAUACAAGAUCUCAAACUGUUUACCAUUGGCAUACACUUCCUGUAAAUGAUGUUAUAUUUACUAGUAGUGGUAACAAUUUUUAUAGUGGAGGUGCUGAAAAUGUGUUGGUCAAAUGGUUUUGUGAAAAUACAGAAACUAGACAUUACUUACCUAGAUUAUCCGCCAAUAUUGUUCAUUUAUCUGUUACAGAAGAUAGCCAAUAUGUUGCUGUGUCCACACAAAGCAAUAGCAUUAUAAUAGUGAACUCACAAAAUCGUAUACAUUCUGUUAUACAGACGUUCACUUGGGGAGUGCAUGCUUCAAAUGCUGAUGAAUUUGAAAAAGUCUUUCCAGCAGGCGUUGCAUUCGACAGUCGCUCAAGAUCCCUUGUUACAAAUGGAUUGCCUGGCCACAUUCAAUUUUUUUCACUCGAUCAAUCACAAUUAGCAUUCAAUUUGGAUAUUGUGUGUCAAAAUUUUACGACCAGAACAAGAGAUCAAGGUGUAUUCAAUGCUGAUGUUUGUUUAUUGGCAAUAAGUGAUGAUAGCUCAUGGCUAGCUACGGUUGAACGAAGACCAAUUGAUGAUAAAUAUGUAGUAGAUGAUGUUCUUAAAUUUUGGACUUUUAAUGAAAAAUUGCAAAUCUAUAAAUUAAAUACAUACACGAGUUCUGUAGAUAGAAUUUCAAAAUUAUGUUUUCGUCCAUCAGUAGAUUCUGAUGGUUUACAUAUGGUUGCCACAUUGCAUGAAAAUAUGUAUAAACUUUGGUCUCCAUAUAAUUUAUUGGAAGACGAAAAAAAUCCAAUUAAAUCAUGGCAACAUGAGUAUACAAGUAAGCUUUAUCAUAAUCAACCGUUACAUGCAAUUAGUUUCUCUGAGGACGGUUGUAUAUUGGCUGCUGCUUUUGGGCCAAGUAUAGUUUUAAAAGUUCUUGAUGACACAGAUGAUUUCAAAACGAGUCUUACUCAUGGGUUUGAACAUAUUAGAUUUUUAGAGUUUGGUAAAAACGCAAGCAGUUGGAUGCUUGUUGCUGCAUCAAGUACAAGACUUUUGAUAUGGAAUGUGCUUAGUGAGACAUUACUUACAACUAUUUGGGUUCAAGUUGAAAGAUUAAUUGCUGAUCCAAUGUCAGAAUAUAUGGCUAUUUUUACUAUUGAUAAUGAUUUGAUUGUUUUCACUCCAAAUAGCAAGAGUGUAGUGUAUAAGAAACAAAAGAUAUUUGGAAAAAAUGACAAAAGCACUUCUAUUUUGUGGGCAUUAUUUGCCCCAAAGUCAGAUCAUCAGAAUGAACAAUAUUCAUCUUGGUUGGAUAACUCUACACUGUACAUGUUGACCAACCAACAAGAACUUUUAAAGUUUGAGAAGACUGACACUCUCCAAAACAUAAUUGAAGCUUUUGUGGAUGAUAACUUUACUCAUCUUACACCUUUAGGACGUAUUAUUUCUAACAAAGAAAUUAGCUAUACCACCAGUAAUAUAAAAAAGAUUCCCGAGUUUGAAACACUAAUUGAUGAAGAUAAGUCAGCAUUUGAGAUACUUGAAGAGCCAGCUCAUUUAAUGUUACCAUUAGAGACUCAUCUUGAACGUAUUUUACUCGCGUGCUUAAAAACAUAAGAAGACAUACUACUAUUAGGCAUUAAAUGGGAAGUACAAUUACACAUAUCUAGUUGCUUUUGACGACGGCAAUUUACAAUGCAAGAACUAUAACUGUAUUUUGAAUUGACAGCUAGGUAAUUCUCUAAUGGAAAUCUGCAUCUAAACUUGUGUAAAAAUAUUGUAGCAUGAUUAUCACAUUUAAUUUAACUAACAAAUCAUUAAAU